Molecule: messenger RNA, 2244 nt
Organism: Phragmites australis (common reed)
Lineage: Eukaryota; Viridiplantae; Streptophyta; Magnoliopsida; Poales; Poaceae
Exons: 5
Coding region: 1-2244 (747 amino acids)
Molecular function (GO): zinc ion binding; nucleic acid binding
Source: RefSeq, a predicted model, not a curated record
AUGGCGCAUUCUCCUCAAACAAAGGGCAUCAUACAGCACUUUGAGCGGCAAAUGAGGCUGCAGGUAGAAGGACUUGACGAGGAUAUCCGAACAACAAAUGAGCGCCUGGGCCAGCUUGAGAGCUCCCAGCUUGCAACAGGUGCAACGCUCAAUGAGAUGAAGAUCGCCCAGGCCACCACCAACACUAAUCUGGCCAACAUCAUGACACGCCUUCAGGACCUGUCACAACAGCUUGCUAAUGUUGUACAGGGCCAAGCUGCCCAUAGUGAGAUUGAUGAACAGGGCGAUGCUGAUUACGCUGGUGACACCGAGCAUGAAGAGCUUCCCAAUAACCACAAUGCUCGGGAUCAUCGUCGGCGGUGUGCAAAUCAGCAAGGUAUGCGUCAAAACCAGCACCGAAGUGAGGUGCGUAAUCAGGAUGAUUCUUUUGCUAAAGUUAAAUUCACUAUACCUGCGUUCAAUGGCAAAUAUGAUCCUGAUGCUUAUGUUAACUGGGAGCUCGCUGUUGAUCAAAAGUUUGCAUGCCAUGCUUUUCCUGCAAAUAACCAAGUUAGGGCUGCUACUAGUGAGUUUACAGAUUUUGCAUCUAUUUGGUGGAGAGAACAUUGUGGUAAGCAUUUCAAUAACAUCCCCACAACUUGGGAAGCUUUAAAAUUACUUAUGCGACAUAGAUUUGUUCCCUCAUACUAUGCUCGUGACAUGCUUAAUAAACUACAACGCUUACGUCAAGGUACCAAUUCUGUUGAAGAGUACUAUCAGGAGCUACAAAUUGGUAUGUUGCGUUGUGGCUUAGUUGAGAAUGACGAUGCAGCUAUGGCGUGGUUUUUGGGGGGGCUGAAUCGUGAAAUUCAGGAUGUUCUUGAUUACAAGGAGUACAAUAAUAUUACUCGUUUGUUCCAUCUUGCUUGCAAAGCUGAACGUGAAGUGCAGGGACGUCAAACGAGAACACGAGCUAACUAUUCUGCAGGUCGCACCAACUCUUGGAAACCAGCCACUACGGCUGCGUCGUCCUCCCCUUCGGCUGCACCAUCUCCAUCCAGCAGCAAACAGCAAACCGUGGCUUUAGCACCUCAUGUACAAACCAAAGCUGCACACAACAGUUCAACACCAAGUGUUUCGGUUGCUUCUACCGGACGCACUAAGGAGAUACAAUGCCACCGCUGCAAGGGCUAUGGACACGUCAUUCGUGAGUGUCCAAACAAGCGGGUGCUGGUCAUACGUGAGGAUGGUGAGUAUUCUUCAGCUAGUGAUUUGGAUGAUGCCACAUAUGCCAUGCUUGCCACUGACGUUGCAGGACACGAAGAUACAUUUGCUCAUGAAGAACAUGUUGCUGCUGAUGAUGCCGACAAGUAUUUGAGCCUGGAAUACUCCGACGUUUUUCCAAAGGAUUUACCUGCAGGUCUCCCACCUCUCCGUGGCAUUGAACAUCAGAUUGACCUUAUUCCGGGAGCUUCAUUACCCAACCGUGCACCAUAUCGCACCAAUCCCGACGAGACGAAAGAAAUUCAGCGCCAAGUACAAGCAUUACUUGAUAAGGGGUACAUCCGUGAAUCUCUUAGCCCAUGUGCUGUUCCUGUCCUUUUAGUGCCUAAGAAAGAUGGCUCCUGGCGCAAAUUUGUGGUUGUCUAUUUUGAUGAUAUACUGAUUUACAGCAACUCUUUGGAGGAACAUAUUGAUCAUUUACGUGCUGUUUUCGAUGCUUUGCGAAGUGCAUGUCUUUUUGGGAACUUGGAUAAGUGCAGCUUUUGCACAGCCCGUGUAUCUUUUCUUGGCUAUGUUGUUACAGCACAGGGUAUCGAAGUGGACAGCGCCAAGAUCGAAGCAAUCCAGAGCUGGCCAACUCCUUCCACGGUGACGCAGAUUCGGAGUUUCCUCGGGCUUGCUGGAUUCUAUCGCAGAUUCGUUCAUGAUUUCAGCACCAUCGCCGCCCCGCUGAACGAACUCACGAAGAAAGGUGUUCCAUUCUCUUGGGGUCCAGCACAAGACGAGGCCUUCCUGACUUUGAAAGAUAAGUUAACCCAUGCACCUUUGCUUCAGCUUCCUGAUUUUACUAAGAUGUUUGAGCUAGAAUGUGAUGCUAGUGGAAUUGGGCUAGGAGGUGUGUUGCUGCAAGAGGGCAAACCAGAAGCGCAUGGAGGUGGACUCAUGGGACAUUUCGGCGUCAAGAAGACCGAGGACAUUCUUGCUGAUCAUUUCUUUUGGCCAAAGAUGCGACGUGAUGUGGAGAGAUUUGAAGCCAUAUGA